CAGGGGCGGACUGACCAUUUGGAAACUCGGGCACUUCCCGAGGGCCCGGGGUCAGUAGGGGGCCCCAUGAGAUGCCCCUGGUACCUUUUUCAUAGGCUUUUUUGAGUUUGGGCAAGGACACAGGGGCCCCAUGAUCCCCUAUUGCCCGGGGGCCCCAUGAGUUGUCAGUCCACCCCUGCUCCUAAAUAUAAAGGCUGAGAUUUCCCUCUAGAAAUGCUAAUUGCCUGGCUGCCAUGUACAUCAAUGGG
Molecule: messenger RNA, 248 nt
Organism: Staurois parvus
Lineage: Eukaryota; Metazoa; Chordata; Amphibia; Anura; Ranidae
Source: the annotation of a GenBank genome assembly